AUGUGCAUGCACAACGGCGCUGUCCCUCUGGGCCUCUCUCUGGUCCGGGAGCUGCGCUGCCUGGGCAACCAAGAGGUCAUCCAGAUCUACCACUGCUUCCCCGAGGAAAUGUCGAAUAAUUCCCGCAAUUUACUGCUCGAAGCGGACAAUAACCUCGAAAUUGUGGACGUCUGCACGGAUCUUGUAGCCAAGGGGAAAUUAACCCAAGACCGAGCCCGCCACUUCCGCAGCUGGUGGAUUAAACCUCUAGCUAUGUAUCAUACCGAUAUUAAGGAGGUUCUACUCGUGGAUAUCGACGAUAUCUUCCUGCGAGACCCCGCAGUGUUAAGAGCAACCGAGGGAUACAAGAAGACAGGCACCACCUUCUUCUAUGACCGCGUCUUGUCCAGUAAAGAAUUCUUUAACCAAGAUGUGGACGGAGAGCAAUACCUUAGGAAACUACUUAAGGAGUUUGACUAUGCCAAGUACGGCCUACCUAUGGGGUCCACACCAUCGAAGCAUCUAAGCCCCCAAACGUCCUACGCGUGGCGUCGCCAGACGUCGCAUGAGCAGGAUUCGUCUCUUGUAGCCAUCGACAAGUCCCGCGCGGGAAAAGCCCUGGACAUCAUGCUGUUCCUCAUCACAGAGCAACAUUUUGUCCAUGAAUUCUCGUACGGAGACAAGGAAACGUUCUGGCUCUCGUAUGAGCUAGCAAAGCAGGAGUAUUUCUUCUCCCCCUGGGGGGUCUCAGGCAUCUCGUCGUCUACGAACAACGACAUGGAGAACCACAACGACACCUUGUGUGGUAGUAUCGUACAGUACAUGCCCGUAGAAGACGAAACAUCGGAAGUUUUGUAUGUGAACGGGAAGGCGCUACUCAAUCCGUUCCCCGUGUCGAUGGACAAAUUGGGUACAGCGAGUCACAAUGUGCUGUUUAAUACAAACCCCACGCACGUCACGACUCGGCAACAGCGGAGAGGUAAUGGCCACACCAACACAGGCUACAAGGGAGGAUACGCCAUGGAGUGUCUCAUCGGGUUUGGAUCCGAGCAAAUGCCGACCAAGUUUGCACCGCAGUUGCUGCGACGGCGCAUGUUCUACUUUGGUGUUCGUAUGGGUGUGCUGUCGGCUCUUGAUCAGUGCUUCCCCUUUGACGGAAUGAAAUAG
Messenger RNA from Phytophthora infestans T30-4, 1146 nucleotides. RefSeq lists its product as uncharacterized. Gene Ontology annotation, biological process: protein O-linked glycosylation. The coding region runs from base 1 to 1146 and encodes 381 amino acids. The record is from RefSeq and is a predicted model, not a curated record. Gene Ontology annotation, molecular function: alpha-1,3-mannosyltransferase activity. NCBI's taxonomy places the organism in Eukaryota, Oomycota, Peronosporomycetes, Peronosporales, Peronosporaceae. Gene Ontology annotation, cellular component: Golgi apparatus. The transcript has a single exon.